GGGUGAGGGCGCCCUGAGGGGACCCGCUCCGGCCCUCGCACCCGGGCGGUUCAUGGCGGUGGCGGCUUUUUCCGCACCCACGUAACGAGUAUUUCAUGAGUUUGCCGUUUAAUUGCAGCGUCCUCAAGCCGAACAGCAGGUGUGUCAGCGCUCCAGGCCCACUCAGGAGCAGGAGGAGCUCGGGGUCGUUUUGGGCGCCGUCCUGACCCCGCGGUGGCUCCGGGCUCCUCUCGCAGGGCCCCGCUCCUCACAGCGCGAACCACGCGCUGGGUUUUCCCGCCUGAGCGGCCUCUGGGCUCCUGUUCGGGUUCCCCGGCUCUGGUUCGGUCGGCGCGGGGCAAAUACACCAGAAAACGGCGCAUUUUGGGGGAAAACUGUUCCCUGGCUGCUGCUCGUUCCACCCGCAGCACGGGCUGGACUCCCGCCCUUGCGCGCAGAGCACGAUGUUCCUGGUCGGGCUCUCGGGCGGAAUCGCGUCGGGGAAGAGCACGGUGGUGGACGUGCUGCGGGAACUGGGCUGCGCCGUGAUCGAUGCCGAUGCGAUUGCCAGAGAGGUGGUGCGGCCCCACUGCAAGGCCUACGGGCGGAUCGUGCGUUGCUUUGGCACCGAGAUCCUCUCAGCGAACGGAGAGAUAAACCGCGAGGCUCUAGGAAACAUCAUCUUCUCCCAGCCGGAGAAACGGCAGCUGCUUAACUCCAUCACCCACCCAGAGAUCCUGAAGGAGAUGCUGAAGCAGAUCUUGAAGUAUUUUGUGCGAGGCUACCGCUACGUGAUCCUCGACAUCCCUCUGCUCUUCGAGACCAAGACAUUGACCAAGUUUAUGAAAUACACGGUCUUGGUUUAUUGCGACCCGCCGACGCAGCUCUCCCGGCUGAUGCGGAGGAACGGGCUGUCCCGGGCACAGGCAGAAGCUCGUGUGGCCGCCCAGCUGCCGCUGGACCAAAAGCUCAAGCUGGCGAGUCACGUCAUCGACAACUCGGGGGACCGCGAGAGCACCCGGCAGCAGGUCCUGCGGCUGCACGCCCGCCUCGAGGGCUCGUGGCACUUCCUCUGGGCACGGCUGGCACUGGGCACGGCGGUGGCCGGGCUGGCCGGGCUGUCGUACCUCCUCCUCCAGCGUCUCAUCUCUUAAUUCACCUCUUCUUUUUGUCGCGGAAGAUGCCUGAAUUCCCAGGUUUGAAAAGGGCACCGAAAGGCCACGUCUCUUAAUGAGCUUUGCCGGCUGAAUGCAGACGCUGGGAUGAGGCGUCUCCUUGCAGACUUCCCAAGGUGAACGGAGGGUGUUAGUUUUCUUUUCCGGCACCAUCUCCUUCCUUCCUGCUCAGGUUCUUACCCACCAGCUGUGCCUGUGGCCUGGGACCAUCACCUCACGUGGCUGCGGCCCCUGGACGAGGCCCCGUUAGGACUGACUUAACCUGUCUUAAGCCUUACUUUAUUGAAUGGUUAUGCCUGUACAAUUGAGAGGCUUGUGCAAGCAUGACAGGGCAGGGCUCUUGCGUGAGUUGCUUUGCUGCUUCUUACAGAGCUUGCUUAGAAACUGCUAAUACAGAACUCGCUUAAAAACUGCUAAUACAGAACUCGCUUAAAAACUGCUAAUACAGAACUCGCUUGCAUAACUCCAUUUGCCGUAGCCUUAGGCCUCAAGGUGCAAACUCUCACCUUGAUAUGUCCCAUUUUUUACUUAUUUAAGCAAAGGAGGGUCCCAGAGCCACUUCGAGCCAGGGAAGGGAGCUGGGACUGGCAGCAGAAGCUGCACCCCCAGAAAUGAGAAAAGGAAAGAUGCAUCUAGAGAUGAAAACCAGCAGAAUGUGGGAACUCACUGAGGUUUUGGCUCUUGCCAAGGACUUUUUCAGCUUCCCAGCUGCAGGUGCAAAUAGCAGCUGGGAGAACAGACAGGACAGCAUCUGAUUGAUGUCCAGGCUGGUCAAUGAGAGACAAGCGCCCGCAGAGAUAAUAUUAGAAUUGGCCCAAAUUGGUGCGCGGGGGGCGGGAAACUUGGAUUUUCAGGGUAUAGUUGCCCAGGGGUUUGUUUGUUCGGAGUCCCUCUCCGGAGGCACCGGCCGCUGCACCUUUCCGAUAAAUUAUUUAAGAGGAACCUCUGGAAUUUGUGCCCAAGACUGUGCUUUGGGAAACCUGGAGCGAAGAAGCUUCUUUAACUCCUCAUCACCUGCUGCUGGUCCACACGGUGGGACUCCGGUGAAUUUGGGCCCCCCGUUUCACCUGGGGGAGGUGUCCUCACCCCGUUUGUGCCGUCACCGCUCGUGCGUCGCCCCCGGUUUGGAUCUCAGGGUCUGACGCCACCCGGGACCCGCCUCACCCGACCUCAUUUGCUGCUGUUUGAGUUUCCUCGGGCGGUUUCCCGGGGGGAAGCGGGUGCCGGCGCUUCCCCUCCGCUUUAAUAAACCACUAAUUGUAGCAGC
This is a messenger RNA of Columba livia (rock pigeon), 2421 nucleotides long. It is a transcript of the gene DCAKD, whose product is annotated as dephospho-CoA kinase domain containing. The transcript has 5 exons. Gene Ontology annotation, biological process: coenzyme A biosynthetic process. The coding region runs from base 444 to 1133 and encodes 229 amino acids. Gene Ontology annotation, molecular function: ATP binding; dephospho-CoA kinase activity. The record is from RefSeq and is a predicted model, not a curated record. Lineage: Eukaryota; Metazoa; Chordata; Aves; Columbiformes; Columbidae.